Messenger RNA from Lottia gigantea (owl limpet), 678 nucleotides. RefSeq lists its product as hypothetical. Lineage: Eukaryota; Metazoa; Mollusca; Gastropoda; Lottiidae. The annotation marks the transcript as partial. The record is from RefSeq and is a predicted model, not a curated record. Gene Ontology annotation, molecular function: zinc ion binding. The transcript has 2 exons.
AAAGAGAUAGAAGAGGAAAAGAAACUUAGAAUUGAUGAAGCAAGGAAGAAUGGUGAACUUUAUGAGUGUGGUUGUUGUUUUGAUGAUGAGGUUCUAUUUGAAGAUAUGGCAACUUGUGCAGACGGACAUCUAUUUUGUAAAGAAUGUAUUCGUCGUUCAACAGAGGCAGCCAUUGGUGAUGCUAAAGUCAAGUUCCCAUGUUUAACAGGAUCUUGUGAACACGAUAUACCUCUUUCUGUUUUACAAAAUAUUGUUUCACCCAAUCUAUUCUCCAAUAUUUUACGCAAACUUCAAGAAGAAGAAUUAAGAUUAGCAGACAUUCCAGACUUGGUAUCCUGUCCAUUUUGUAGUUUUGCUACGGUUAUGCCCGACCCUGCUGAUAAAGUAUUUAAGUGUUUGAAUCCAGAAUGUCUAAAAGAGACUUGCAGAUAUUGUCAGGAACCAAAUCAUGUGCCAUUAAAAUGUAAUGAAGUAGAAAAGAAAACAGAAACUGAUAUGAGAACUUUCAUUGAAAAUAAAAUAUCAGAAUCCAUGUUGAGAACUUGUACUACGUGUAAAAAACGAUUUUUUAAAGAUUUUGGUUGUAAUAAAAUGACAUGUACAUGUGGAACUACAAUGUGUUAUGUGUGUAGAGAACCUAAUAUUGAUUAUGAUCAUUUUAAUGCCAAUGGAGGGUAG